Stylophora pistillata is the source of this 1861-nucleotide messenger RNA. RefSeq names its product oxidized purine nucleoside triphosphate hydrolase. Gene Ontology annotation, biological process: DNA protection. Gene Ontology annotation, molecular function: 8-oxo-7,8-dihydroguanosine triphosphate pyrophosphatase activity. NCBI's taxonomy places the organism in Eukaryota, Metazoa, Cnidaria, Anthozoa, Scleractinia, Pocilloporidae. The record is from RefSeq and is a predicted model, not a curated record. Gene Ontology annotation, cellular component: cytoplasm.
CAAACAGACGGAUGAAGAACGUAACAGCUUGGUUUGUUAUGGAUGUGCACAGAAUUGGCACAAAAAAACUCACCACUAGCAAUCCAAAAAUUAAUUAUACAAAAAGUUUAUCCUUUCAGCUUACGCCUCUAUUUAUCGUGAGAUUUGUCUGUCUCGUCGUGAGACCGUGAGAUUGAACUGAAAAUCGUGAGUCUCACGACAAAAUCGUGAGACUUGAGAGGUCUGUAAGUCAAGGUCAACCAACCAAUGGUAAUUCGAAAGAUAACAACCCUUAACUUUCUUUCACCCCUGCAAAACGGGACAAACGGGGAUCAAGAGAGGUAAUCGCUCACACAGGUGGUCCACACAAAAUAAAAAUAAAGGCUCCAUAGAGUAUCGGUAUUAUAAAGAAACGAUAAAAAUGUACAACAAAUCCCUCAAAAAUACCACUGACAUUGAUUUCGGGAGAUAAACAUGGUUUAAAGUUUUCAUGAAAGAUCAUUUGGCCGUUCAGUGUAGGUGAAGGACUACACCAACAAGCCGUUAGGACUUAGUAAAGGGUAACCACGACUGCUUAAUAGAGGUGAAUAAUUAAUUAGUUAGGUAAUAGAAAUUUCGGGAUUUUGACAACUGACUGCUUACCGUACGCGUGACCACUUAGUACGGUGCUGCUUUUCACAAGUCCAAUUUUAAUCAUUUUGAUAAAGACAACUGCUGUAGGCAUACACAAAAAGUAUUGUGCAAUAAAUGGAAAGCCACUGGCCAUACUCGUGCGGUACCACAAAACAGCAGACACGUCCGUCGACAAGUAUCGGGGACUGACAAGAGCAGGAAAUCGCCCUGCCGGCACAAGAGAAAAAAGGAAAAAUCCUUCGAUGAUCUAGGAAAUUGAGAGGCUCAGGAUGACUAAAACUAAGCUAUACACUUUAGCCCUGAUUCGAAGUAACAGUAACAUUCUUCUUGGAAUGAAAAAGAGAGGAUUUGGUGUGGGACGGUGGAAUGGUUUUGGCGGGAAAGUGCACUCAAAUGAAACAGUUUUGGAAGCGGCGAAGAGGGAAUUACAUGAAGAGUCUGGUCUUAUGGUAAAUGAACUGCAGGAGGCUGGGACUUUAAGGUUUGAAUUUAUUGGUGAAACUGAAAUAAUGGAGGUCCAUGUAUUCACCACAAAUAAGUUUGAAGGAACACCAACAGAAUCAGAAGAAAUGCGGCCUCAGUGGUUUCCAAUCUCAGAGGUUCCAUUUGAUGACAUGUGGCCAGAUGACAUUCUCUGGUUUCCAUUCCUGUUAAAAGGACAAAAGUUCUCUGGAUAUUUUAAGUUUAAAGGACACUCAGAAAUACUUGAUUAUACACUAGAGCCAGAAUGUUAAGUUUAGCAUGUUUUCAAAUACUAACAUAGAAAGGUAAAUGUUCAGGUGUAGCAUUUUAACAGGGUUCUUAAUGGUACAUAAACCAUUCAAAAUCAAUGUAGUGUAACUUAAUGAAUUGAAAAUGAAGAAUCUUUACUAAUACAACACAACACUUAAAUGAUUUGUUGUUAAAAAUGUGAUACUGAAUGUCUCAGCUCCAAGUUAAAUCCAGAUUGGUUAAUUAACCUGGUUAAAACCAGACUGAGUGUACUCAGUCAAUGCUUUUGGGUUAAUUUCAGAGAAGAAAUUGUCUGCAACAAUGACUUCAUAUUCUUUUACUACAGGGUUUGCAAAUGCCUGUCACAACUAUUUAGUUGUGUGAUCAGAAUUUGCAAGUACAACUUCCAAAUUUAAAAGCAGGGCUCGAAAGUAAUUUUUGGAGCACUAACCCUUUGGGUCAGUAGACAUCUUUUUUGCUAACCAAAUUAAAAAGAUUAGCAUCCAAGCUCACAAGUUACGAUAUCUCAAAUAUUCAA